Molecule: messenger RNA, 775 nt
Organism: Salvia hispanica
Lineage: Eukaryota; Viridiplantae; Streptophyta; Magnoliopsida; Lamiales; Lamiaceae
Source: RefSeq, a predicted model, not a curated record
AAAGAAGACCAAGAGUGUAGUUGGAAGGGAUUGGGAUUGGGAGCUUACAAAUGAGAGGCAGCCAAUAUGGCUGCGUAACCCUGAUGAAGUUAAAAAGGAGGAGUACAAUGAGUUCUACAAGAAAACAUUUAACGAUUAUUUAGAACCCCUUGCCUCUUCACACUUUGGGACUGAGGGUGAAGUUGAGUUUAGGUCUAUACUAUAUGUGCCGUCUAUGAAACCCUCAGGGAAGGAUGACAUUAUCAACCCCAAGACAAAGAAUAUAGGGCUGUUUGUAAAAGGAAAAUUCAUUUCUGAUGGUUUCGAUGGUGAAUUGUUACCACGGUAUUUGAGAUUCAUCAUGGGUGUUGUUGAUUCAAAUGAUCCUCCUCUAAACGUCUCAGGCAAAAUCCUUCAAGAAAGCCAUAUUGUUCGCAUUAUGAAAAAACGUCUGGUGCGCAAGGCCUUUGACAUGAUCCGUGGCAUAUCUAUGAGUGAAGAUAGAGAGGACUAUAUGAAAUUCUGGAGGAAUUUUGGCAAACACUUGAAGUUAGGUUGCAUUGAACGUGAGAACCGCAAACGCAUUGCUCCAUUACUUCGAUUUUUUCAUCUCAAAGCACGGAGGAUGUUAUCAGCUUGGAUGAGUAUGUUGAGAACAUGAAAGCUGAUCAGAAAGAUAUUUAUUUCAUUGCGGCUGACAGCGUAACUAGUGCAAGGAAUACACCCUUGCUGAAGAAACUUGUCAAAAAGGGUAUCGAGGUUCUGUUCUUGGUGGACCCUGUAGAUAAGGUUGCUA